This is a messenger RNA of Entamoeba invadens IP1, 699 nucleotides long. RefSeq lists its product as hypothetical. Lineage: Eukaryota; Evosea; Mastigamoebida; Endamoebidae. The transcript has a single exon. Bases 1 to 699 code for a protein of 232 amino acids. The record is from RefSeq and is a predicted model, not a curated record.
AUGAAUACACAGUCUGUGUUCUAUGUCGACUCUCCCCCAUCUCCCAAUCGUGUUUCCACUGAAAAUAAACACACAAGACACGACACAGACUUGCAAUUAACACCUAAUCAUGUUUCUGAAGAAGACACAACUCAAAGUUUACAGGCGUUGAAUGAUGUGACACCUGAAAAUGUUGACGAGUUGUUGUCCGAGUUUUCAACACUCAUUUCUGUUGGACUUGACCCAACACUUGAAAUCCCAAAACUGAGCGCCCUUGGUCUUAACGUUCUUUAUUUGGCUGUCGAAGAUGUUGCCGACUGUUUAAAAGGUUUCGAUGAUGAACUUUCAGCACAGUACUAUCACCUCCUCAACAAGAUGGACAAUAAUUGCGUCAAAAUCAAAUUCAUCGAUUUUGUUCUGUCUUCUGGCGAAGGCUAUUGUGUUUAUUCUGAUCCAACAUAUCACACAACAAAACGUGUUGCGGCACUUGCUGCAACAUACAUCAUUAACUACAUAGAAGAACAAAAUUAUGUGCUUCCUUGUCCAUCAACUGACGAAUUACAAAUGAUACUUCUCACAAUUCUUCAGUGCCAAACACCACUAAAAAUGUGCACAAAGCUGCGCAAUCAAUUCGAUCGUUUGAGAGACUUAUUAGAUGACUUCCCCCCUUUGAUUUUUCAAUCAGAAAGCAGUCAAGAAGACUAUUUUUAUGGUUUUUAA